Molecule: messenger RNA, 1607 nt
Organism: Orussus abietinus
Lineage: Eukaryota; Metazoa; Arthropoda; Insecta; Hymenoptera; Orussidae
Gene: Rpt5
Product: 26S proteasome regulatory subunit 6A-B
Exons: 3
Coding region: 164-1450 (428 amino acids)
Biological process (GO): proteasome-mediated ubiquitin-dependent protein catabolic process
Cellular component (GO): proteasome regulatory particle, base subcomplex
Molecular function (GO): ATP binding; proteasome-activating activity; ATP hydrolysis activity
Source: RefSeq, a predicted model, not a curated record
UCAUCUCUGGUCUGUACUUCCACUUAAAUUCUUUGUGAGCAUCGCCCAAUUCAUUUUUGAUUUUAAAGUGCAGGUAAUCAGAGUUUUUAAGCGAAAAUUGUUACAAUAUCAUCCGAUCCCAUUUAAGACUGAAUCUUGGAAGAAGGUAGCCAAUUUAAACCAAAUGGCAACCCUCGAGGAUAAUUCUCUUUGGGAAGAUGGAGCGGAAAGCGUGCGCGAAGACGUUUUGCGGAUGUCCACCGAUGAAAUAAUAUCUCGUACACGUCUUCUAGACAAUGAGAUAAAAAUCAUGAAGAGCGAGGUGAUGCGAAUUACACAUGAACUCCAGGCUCAGGGCGACAAGAUUAAGGAGAACACGGAAAAAAUCAAAGUCAACAAAACGUUGCCGUACUUGGUAUCUAAUGUCAUAGAAUUAUUAGAUGUCGACCCCCAGGAUAUGGGGGAGGAAGAUGGAGCAGUGGUUGAUCUGGAUGCGCAACGGAAGGGCAAAUGUGCAGUUAUUAAAACUUCAACUCGUCAAACUUAUUUCUUGCCUGUGAUAGGCCUUGUUGAUGCCGAGUCACUUAAGCCAGGUGAUCUUGUCGGCGUUAAUAAGGACAGUUAUCUAGUACUUGAAACAUUGCCCGCUGAGUACGAUGCCAGAGUCAAAGCCAUGGAAGUAGAUGAGAGACCAACUGAGCAGUAUUCUGAUAUUGGAGGAUUGGAUAAACAAAUUCAAGAGCUGAUCGAAGCUGUCGUAUUACCGAUGACACAUAAAGAAAAGUUUGAAAACUUGGGAAUUCAGCCGCCAAAAGGAGUGCUUUUGUAUGGUCCACCUGGGACUGGAAAAACAUUAUUAGCAAGGGCUUGUGCUGCGCAGACAAAAUCCACGUUCUUAAAACUUGCUGGGCCACAGCUUGUUCAAAUGUUUAUUGGUGAUGGUGCUAAAUUGGUGAGAGAUGCAUUUUCCCUGGCAAAGGAGAAAGCACCAGCUAUAAUUUUUAUUGACGAGUUGGAUGCAAUUGGUACAAAACGAUUUGAUUCGGAAAAGGCAGGUGACAGGGAAGUUCAGAGGACCAUGUUAGAACUCUUGAAUCAGUUAGAUGGGUUCAGUUCAACUGCUGACAUUAAAGUAAUCGCUGCAACUAACAGAGUAGAUAUUCUAGAUCCUGCAUUAUUGCGAUCUGGUCGAUUGGAUAGAAAAAUUGAAUUCCCACACCCCAAUGAAGAAGCUAGAGCUCGUAUCAUGCAGAUACAUUCAAGAAAAAUGAAUAUGUCUCCAGACGUUAAUUUUGAAGAGUUAUCUAGGUCUACAGAUGAUUUCAAUGGUGCUCAAUGUAAAGCAGUUUGUGUUGAGGCUGGAAUGAUUGCUUUGAGACGUAACGCAACAGCAGUUACACAUGAAGACUUAAUGGAGGCUAUCAAUGAAGUUCAAGCAAAGAAGAAAGCAAAUCUUAAUUACUAUGCCUAAGUAUUGUCAACUCUUGCUAUUGGAAUCCUCUUUAACAAUUACAGGUAUAUUUAAUCAAAAAGGUCCUGUCUUAAAAGGAAAAUAAAGUUGUAGACAAGUACAUAUUUGUAAUUAUACAAUUUUGGAUGCAGUAAUAAGUAUUCUUAUAUUCUGAAAA